UAUUUUGGUACCGUUAACCAUACUGAAGGCUGGUGUCCUGGAAGCAAAGCAGCGAGUUUCAGUCAGAAUGGUUCCUAUGCUACUGUGCCCAACAUUAACAUAAGAACCUGUGACUUUACAAUUGCGUUUUGGGUAAAGUAUAUUGGUGUUGACGGGCCUAUACUGGCACUUCAGUCAAAGGGUGGAAAACUAUUUUACGUUACAGUCAAGAAUUCUCGACUCAUUUUAUCGAUACACAAUACUUUCCACUUACAAAUCAAUUACUGGAAUCACGUAGCAGUAACCUGUCAGCAGCAUAAGAUCAACGUGUUCGUUAAUGGUACGGAGAAGGCAUUGGUAGACCAAUGGAAUGAACAUUUCUUCUCAUCGUUAGGCCGUUAUCAGCCAGAGUACAUCAUAGGGAAUGAUCCGGGCUUAGUCCAGAUGCCCAUGGCAAAUGGGGUGUUUGUUGGAGCAGUCAUGGAUCUUUAUGUGACUGGAAAAGCUUUAUCUGGGAGGCAGGUCUAUGACCUGAGUAAAGGUGAGAGUAGUAUCUAUCCAAGGUUAAAUCGUAUUCUUCUUAUAGUCCUGAUUUUAGGCUUUUAAAGAUUAAGUUAGCAUAAUGUUUUGGCGUAAUUCGUAAUAAUUUUUAUUAGUUUUCCAAAAACUAUUGUAAUAAUUUGCACUUUUGGCUAGUUUUACAGCUCAAAAUUGAUCAUGUUAGCACUUACUUUGGCCCGAGAGCAGAAUUACAGGUAAAUUUAAGUAACGAAAUAAGUUUUUUGUCUGCUUAUUGUCACAUUCAUUGGACUUAGGUCCCGCAGGAAUUAAUCAAGGUAAUUAAGAACUCUUUUUACAGGACUCAACGCAUGCCCAUAAUUAGCGCGAUCAGUUAAGAUGGCGUCAGCGUGCUAGUCGUUAAUUCAGGUUUCAGUUUUUGUAGUUGUUAGACAGUUUUGUAGGUUUAGUGGUAUACCUUUCUACAUUCAUCUAUCACUGCAAAUACAUCAGUAGAAAUCACUAAGUAAUCGCAGUAUUAUUCUCAUUAUUUAAAGGCAAACCAAUUACACCCGUGAUAAACAACAAAGAGUUGGAAAUACAUGGUUGCAAAGUCAAUGUAACGUGGAGUAGAAAAGAAAUAUGCACCAUAACGGAGACCACUGUACGGUUUAGGGAGAUAAAGCCACUAGGCAUUGAAGCU
Molecule: messenger RNA, 1180 nt
Organism: Porites evermanni
Lineage: Eukaryota; Metazoa; Cnidaria; Anthozoa; Scleractinia; Poritidae
Source: the annotation of a GenBank genome assembly